UCUAUUAGUAUGAGCCUGUGGGGGUGCAUGGUUUUUUCCAGGGCUUACUGGAAACCCACUGCUGGACAGGGACUCCAAACAAGACUGGAAGGAAAUCUCACUCAGUCCAAAGCCCAGGAGGUAUGUGUAACUUCUUCACCGCAGAAAAUUGCAUUCAUCUACCAAGGACACACAACUGCUGUGUGACAAACGUGGCCAACCUCAGUGCUUGAAUGCAAGGUCUUACAGAUUGUACCACCACCACCAUCAGGUGCCCUGGUCUCCUCACAGCACUCAGUAUCUAGUGAGAUAGCGCUGAGCAAUGUGGAAAGAGGUCAUAAACUCUACAAGUCAGCCAACCAACAAGACAGGACAACACACUUCUCUUUGGCAAUGGGAUAUUAUGCAGCGCUCCCUGCUCUCACAGCAUUGCCAUCUGGCAAGUGAAGGCCGGGGCUUGCUCUCUCCAUCUGCACAAACCAGGGCCUACAAAAUGUCCUACAGACCCGCUUCAAACAGAACAUCUGCAUGGGCUGUGUCUGGAAAUGAAAGCCUGAGAAAGGGGCUCCACUUGGUAUUGUGAAGGACGUGGGUUUGACUCAUCGCACUCUUGCAAAUCCAAAUUCCUCUGGGGCUUUGCUGACUGCCCGAGCAGUCAGACAGAGAAUUACACCGGUACACUGACGGCAAAAUCAAACCCUUGAUUUACUACUCACUAGCUCAGAGCAGAAAAGCUAAAGUACCACUUCACCCCUCCUCCUGCUCCUGGACAAACCUCUACCCGCCGGUAUAUACAAAAUGUACUUCGCAGCUCGGAACAACGGUUCUUUUAGGGACUAAGAUGUGACACCACCCCCCAGCCCAACUCGGCCACCAGCGCGCCGCAGCGGUCCCCGAGGUGUGCCGCGGCCGGCGGCGGCAGCGGCGGCGGCAGCGGCGGCGGCAGCGGCGGCGGCAGCGGCGGCGGCAGCGGCGGCGGCAGCGGCGGCGGCAGCGGCGGCGGCAGCAGCAGCGGCAGCAGCCGGCCCUGCCGCCGGCCUCCCGCCGAGUUUCUCCUGCCUCAUCCUAUGGGAGCAGAGGAGAGCGAGUCCCGCAGCCUGCAGGUGUCUCCCGGCGGAGGAGGCUGCGGAGCCCCUCGGGAUCAUGUGUGGUACCCGAGCAGAUGUUCACUCGCCCUCGGUGCUCUUUGUGAGGCAGACCCUCUCUGAUCCCGUCAGCCCGCUGAAGCACACCGACUACAAGAGGACGGCCGCACUCCCGCGCCUGCAGCUGCUCCUUUAACGUACAAAGGCAGGAUUUCAAGUGAAGAGAAGAAUGGGAGUCUGGCUGCAGCGUUUCCUUCGCUGCUACAACAACAGAGUGGAAGAGCCUGAGAGUUUUGAUAUUUGGAAAACUGGAUUCUGAAUCGUGAGAGGCUUUGACCUCCCCCCCCCCAAAUAAAACAAACCCCUUUGACUUCUUCUCUCAGCAGGAGGGGGAGGGAGGGCGGAUUUACCAUGAAGACAAAUCGAAGAUGCAGAGCCCUGCUAGCAGUGAGUCUGAAUCUGAUGGCUCUCCUUUUCUCCACAACAGCUUUUAUCACGACCCACUGGUGUGAGGGCACACAGAGGGUCCCUAAGCCGAGCUGUGGGAAAGAGAAGAAGACGAACUGCCUCAACUACAGCGGGAAUGAGACUGCAAAUGAGACAAACCAGAAUGUGGUUCAUUACAGCUGGGAGACGGGAGAUGACCGCUUCCUUUUCAGGUAUUUCCACACUGGGAUCUGGUACUCCUGUGAGGAAAAUAUCAAUGCUGCUGGUGAAAAAUGUCGAAGUUUUAUUGACCUUGCCCCGGCUUCUGAAAAAGGUGUCCUGUGGUUAUCAGUAGUAUCCGAGGUGUUAUACAUCAUGCUGUUAGUCGUCGGAUUCAGCCUUAUGUGCCUCGAGCUCUUUCAUUCAAGCAGCGUGAUAGAUGGGCUCAAGCUAAAUGCCUUUGCUGCUGUCUUCACUGUGCUUUCAGGUCUCUUGGGGAUGGUGGCACACAUGAUGUAUACUCAAGUUUUCCAAGUGACAGUCAGCCUUGGGCCAGAGGACUGGCGACCACAUUCAUGGGACUAUGGAUGGUCCUUCUGUCUGGCAUGGGGCUCUUUCACCUGCUGCAUGGCGGCCUCCGUUACUACCUUGAACUCUUACACUAAGACUGUCAUUGAGUUCAGACACAAGCGCAAAAUCUUUGAGCAGGGCUUUCGAGAAGAGCAGAACUUCCUAGACCAGGAAGCCAUCAAGUACUUCAGAGAAAGGGCUUCACAACACCCAGCUCUAAAUGUCACUAGCACGCAGAGGAACAGGAGUGACCAUAAUGCUCAGAAAAUACCCCCAUUCGCUACGUCAAGCUCUUCCAGUGACACAUCAAGCAGCUCUUCACUUUCAUCAGAACCAACCAGCCAGAUCUCCAUGGUUCAGGAUCAAACCCUGCUGGACAUCGCCUCCAUCACUAGAUUGGCCCCGGGACAAUCACCAAACCCUCAACCAUUUGAGCAAAGAGAUAAAAAUUUAGCAAUAUCGUGUUCCAGCCCACUCGGAGCAAGGACUAUUCCAGCAUCUUGCCCAGCCAGCCCCAGGCUCAGUCUAACACCCAGCUCAGCCAAGCCACAGCAAUACUCUGACUCCUCUCCGGUCAGUCCAGGGAUCAAUGCAACUUCCUUCUACACCUUUUGUCCUCACACAGCACAAAACAUACAAGCUUCAGCAUCAGAUCACACACUGACCCCAACCAGGAAAAGCACAAGGCCUCCAGCAACAAUGACUCCUGAAGAUAGUUCCCAGUCUCCUGGCUAUUCUAAAACUGGAUUAAAGAAUACAGGAAAGGGUUUUGAAUCAGAUCUGGAAGAUCCUGAUCAUGAAAGGAUAUUUGUAACUGCGAAGGCAUUCCAAGCCAUGGAGAAAGAACUAGAGGAUGUAAAAGAAGAACUGAAAUGCCUGAAGUGGAAAGUGAGACACAUUGGUGAGACUGUGCAGCCCUUGGCCGAAGACAGCAAGCGUUACAACGGCUAUACCCUGACGGAGCUCAAGGCAAUGGUGCAGUUUGAAGACGACCCUUACAAGGCUGCACACAAGAUCCUAACCGCGCUCUUCAGCGAUGUCUACUUGCUACAGCACUCAGUCACUGAACAGGCCUGCAACUCCCGAUCUCUGCCCAAGCCCAAAAUAGACCCAGAGCUGUACACAGUGUACUGUGACAUUCUGAAAAGCAUAUUCCCUGGAAUUAGCAGCCAGACCUUGAGGGAAGAGACACAACACGUGCAGAAAAGCAACCAGAAAGAAGUGCAAUAACACCAGAGCCCACAAGAUGUUCUGCAAAGUGAGAAGUCUCCGAUGAUUUUAGAGGGCUGAACUGUGGUACGUACCGUUGCUUGAGUCUAUCCCUUUUAGGUGUGAAUCAUCUGUAAAGAUAUUGGUGAGCUCUGAGCCCUUCAUGCCACUUGCCCAGUGAGACAGGGUGGGAAGGCAUUCUGCAUACUUCCCACAUUUUAGAAAAAAAUUGCCCCUUUAAUGUCUCUUUCAAUAUAUGGACAUUUCUUUGUUUCCAGCAACUACAAAUGCUGACAAAAGAAUCCAGAGAAGGCAUUGUAUGUCCAAGCAAGGGCCUUUUCCCAGCCCCAAACAGACCAACCAACCAGCAUCUGGGUAGUUUCUAUUUUCUAGAGUAUAUCAUUCAUUAAAUGACAUUACUUGUUAGAAAA
Harpia harpyja (harpy eagle) is the source of this 3700-nucleotide messenger RNA. RefSeq lists its product as uncharacterized. The record is from RefSeq and is a predicted model, not a curated record. Gene Ontology annotation, cellular component: plasma membrane. Bases 1476 to 3290 code for a protein of 604 amino acids. Lineage: Eukaryota; Metazoa; Chordata; Aves; Accipitriformes; Accipitridae. The transcript has 7 exons.